Molecule: messenger RNA, 2452 nt
Organism: Spodoptera litura
Lineage: Eukaryota; Metazoa; Arthropoda; Insecta; Lepidoptera; Noctuidae
Gene: lmgB
Product: lemming B
Source: RefSeq, a predicted model, not a curated record
CCGGCACGCCGGUGGCACGGUGAGGCAGUGAGUGCCGCGCGCCCGCGGGGACGGUCGUGUCGCCCUGCGUACAGAGCGCUCUCGUGUGUGUGACUUACGCGGUGCUUGUGUUACGUGCUCCUUCUACUAUAGUACGUAUAUUAUAGUAUUGUUCGAGUGACGCUUACUUCAAGCAUGCUGAUGGUACAAACCAACACACAACCGAUGAAGAGCAACAAGAUCAAAGGACCACCUCCAGUGCCUCCGCGGCCUAACCAGAGCGUGGUGGCGGAGGCACUGGCAAAAACGAGGAAGGCCGUUGCGGACUCAAAGGCUAGCUUUACGAAAUCGCGUGCCUUCUCCAAGCAGGAGAACCACUAUACGUCAAGAUCUAAAACUUUGGAUAGAGCCAAUACUGUCAGUGAGUCAACAGUGUCACCAAAACAAAACGGAUUAGCAAGAGUGAAGUCGUUCAUCAGAGAUGUAAUCAGCGAUCGAAGCUCGUCUUCAGAUGAAAGAAAAUCCAGUGGUCAAAAUUCUAGACGAAGCUCCAGCGACAGUAGUUCUAUUCCAACUCCAACAUCGAAUAAAAAGUCUAAUGAAUCACUAAACUCUAAAGCAGUCAAAACCUGCAGACAAAUAUUAGUAAGAUCUCUUUCAACAUCGAAUAAAUUGGAUCAAGACUCAAAAUGCAAAGUAUCAAAGUCGUCUAGUUUCGCAGAGAAAACUCUACCUUUACGAAAAGCACCUCCGCCUCCGUUGUCCCCAAAACCUAAGUUAAAACCAAUGAAGCCUUUGCCUGUAAAUAAAAGUCCUAUACAUAGCAGUAAAACUAAGAUCUCACCAGACAUAAGUCCUUAUUCAUCUCCAAUUGAUGCGAGGCCUCCACAGAGUCCAGUAUCAGAAGCACCUUACGCGUCCGUGGAGGAAAUGCAAGAGUUUGAUGACAGGCUGAGAAACAGUCCGUCUAAACAAUUGAACACUCCUAAGGAGAUUCAACAUGUUCCAGAAAGUCCGAAAGUUGAUGAACAUAUAAACAAAAAUACCAACUCAUUGGAAAGAAAAACAUCGAGAGUGACAGAAAUGUUAAUUUCAGAGAUCAUUGCUAGUAGAAAUAACGAAAAAGACGAAGCGCACACCGUAAUAGAUAAGGGGAAAGAAAGUUUGAAGAUUAACGGGCACGAUACUCCAGACAUGGAAAAGAUGAAAGACAUGAACAACCACGAGAUGUUGAUAUACGAAUUGCAAACGAUGCGCUCACAAUCUAACGUGCCAGAAUCAUUGGAUGCACCGGAGUAUGCAGAAACAAAUGGACAGUGUGAUUCCGAGGACUCUGAACAAAACUAUGCCAUGUCUUCAGUAACCAGCGGGAAUACAGACGAUGAUCAGGCUUACGCAUACAUACUCGACGAUGACCUCAAGUCUAGACUUCGUAAGCAGUUCCGCGCAAUCAGCACCAUGUCUCUGCAAGGACUACCGCCUCUGCCGAAGAGUCUCAGUGGCUUCGCAGACGGUGAACCGGACCUCCAAGAAACCCCAUCACCGCCAUCAGACAAACCACCCACAGAUCUCGACUCACAACUCGCUUAUCUCAAGAAAGAAAUGGCGAGUUUACGGCAGCUGGACCUGUCCCUCCUGUCUGAGCUAUGGACGUUGAGCGAAGCCAUGGCAUCAUGGCGACGGCAGCUGGAGCGAGGGCCACGCCUUCGCCCCGCACCACCACCGCCGCCGCCGCCACACUACCUUCGAACAUGAACAUCAAAGACCAUUAAAUACGCACAUUGACCACUCAUUCCCGUCAUAUUUGCUCCUACACAAAAAGGUCUAUUAAACUAAGACUAUUAUCUCCAUUUCGGAUCUAUCUGACAAGUUUCGAUCUCGACCGAAAAGUUCGUAGUCGAUUUUGAGAAGCAUCGGAUACUACUCAGAUCAUAACGUAGCUCUAAUAUGUAAUGAAACUCACUCCCGUUUUUAUAGAAAAGGUAGGAACUUCAAAAUCAAUCGAAGCGUUCUUGAGUUUCCCGUUGUGUUUGUGUGGGUAUGUACAAUAAUGACGUAUAUGACAAUAUAACUGCAAUGAUGUUAGUGUGUGUAGUUUAAAUUGUCUCGUAAGUUGUAGGAAACAUGUUCAGUGUCAUAAUAAUUGAACCGCGGACUGAUAUAGGUUCAAGUAAAGCUGGGUUGCCAACCUUAUUAGAGACUAGGCUUUUAGAUUAUAAUGCCAACCUGUCUAGCAGUGAAUUUCUUAGACAUUUGAAAUAAUCGCUGUACUUUGUAGCUCUAACUGAAUAAGUCAAAAUGGUAGCUCUUAAGCAAAGAAGUUUAUAUAACAUUUUUAGUUAUUCGAUGUGGCAGCCCCAGCGUCGACAUAAGGUGUGAUUCCACCAGUUUUUUUCUAACAAUGUGGAGUGAACAAUUUCAAUGUAUUUAUAUAGUUAUUAAUAAAAUGUUGUAAAUAAAGAAGUUGUCGUGA